Molecule: messenger RNA, 2741 nt
Organism: Tupaia belangeri chinensis (Chinese tree shrew)
Lineage: Eukaryota; Metazoa; Chordata; Mammalia; Scandentia; Tupaiidae
Product: zinc finger protein 845
Exons: 1
Coding region: 70-2136 (688 amino acids)
Biological process (GO): regulation of transcription by RNA polymerase II
Cellular component (GO): nucleus
Molecular function (GO): RNA polymerase II transcription regulatory region sequence-specific DNA binding; DNA-binding transcription factor activity, RNA polymerase II-specific
Source: RefSeq, a predicted model, not a curated record
UUUUUACCAAACCAGAAAAUUGCUUCUAAUGUCAGAACCCACAGUGUUGGUAAAUGUGGGAAUACUUCUAUGGGUUCUUCAUUCUUCACACAAAAACAGAAAGAGAGGACAGAUUCUUUCCAGUGUACUCAGUCUGGCACAACUUUUAAUGGAGACUCACACUUCACUGUACAUCAGACAGUUCUUACAAGAGGGAAACCAUAUAAAUGUGAUUUUUGUGGAAAGGACUUUAGUCAAAAAUCAAACCUUGCCUGUCAUCGUAGAAUUCACACUGGGGAGAAACCUUACAAAUGUAAUGUGUGUGGCAAAGCAUUUAAUAAUGGCUCACACCUCAUUUUACAUAAAAGAAUCCAUACCAGAGACAAACAAUAUAAAUGUGAUGUUUGUGACAAAGUAUGUAUCCAGAAGGCAAAUCUUGCACGACAUCGUAGAAUUCACACUGGAGAGAAACCUUUUAAAUGUAAUGAAUGUGCUAAAGUUUUUAGACAAAAUUCAACCCUUACAGAACAUCAGAAAAUUCAUACUGGGGAGAAACCUCAUGAAUGUAAUGAAUGUGGCAAAGUCUUCCGUCAGUCUUCAACCCUUGUCAGUCAUCAAAGAAUUCACAGCGGAGAAAAACCUUACAAAUGUGAUGAAUGCGGCAAGGUUUUUAGGAGCAAUUCAGAGCUUACUAAACAUCAGAGAACUCAUACUGGAGAGAAACCUUACAAAUGUAAUGAGUGUGGCAGGGCAUUUAAUGAACGCAAAAGCCUUACUGACCACCAGAAAAUACAUACUGGAGAGAAACCUUACAGGUGUAGUGAGUGCGACAAAGUCUUUCGUCUGUCUUCAAUUCUUGCAGUUCACCAGAGAAUCCAUACUGGAGAGAAACCUUACAAAUGUGACGUAUGUGGAAAGGCCUUUAGUCGCAGUUCACUCCUUGCACAACAUCGAACUAUUCAUACUGGAGAGAAAUCUUACAAAUGCAAUGACUGUGACAAGGUCUUCAGAGUGUUGUCAAGCCUUAGGAGUCAUCAGAAAAUUCAUACUGGAGAGAAACCGUACAAAUGUAAUGAAUGUGGUAGAUGUUUUCGUCAUAAUUCACACCUUGUAGAACAUACGAAAACUCAUACUGGUGAGAAACCUUACGAAUGUAGUGAGUGUGGCAAACUCUUCCGUCAGUCUUCAACCCUUGCAUAUCAUCAGAAAAUUCAUACUGGAGAGAAACCGUACAAAUGUAAUGAAUGUGGCAAGGUCUUCAGGAGCAAUUCACAUCUUGAGCAACAUCGCAGAACUCAUACUGGAGAGAAACCUUACAAGUGUAGUGAAUGUGACAAAGCAUUUAUUCUCCAUAGACACCUUAUUAACCACCAAAGAAUCCAUACUGGAGAGAAACCUUUCAAAUGUAAUGAAUGUGGCAAAGUCUUUCGUCAGCCUUCGAACCUUGCUAUUCAUCGGAAUAUUCAUACUGGAAAGAAACCACACCAGUGUAAUGAAUGUGGCAAAGUCUUUAGUAGCAAUUCACACCUUGCAGAACACCGGCGUAUUCAUACUGGAGAGAAACCUUACAAAUGCAAUGAGUGUGGGAAAGCCUUUAGAGUGUCUUUUAGCCUUACUAACCAUCUAGCAAUUCAUACGGGGAAGAAACCUCAUCAAUGUAAUGAAUGUGGCAAGUUCUUUAGGCACGCUGUAGACCUUGCACGUCAUGGCAGAAUUCACAGUGGAGAGAAACCAUUCAAAUGUAGUGAGUGUGGCAAAGUCUUUCGUCAGUCUUCUGCUCUUUCAUGUCAUCGGAGAAUUCAUACUGGAGAGAAACCUUACAAAUGUGAUGAAUGUGGCAGAGUCUUUCGUCUGUGGUCAAUGCUCUCAGUUCAUCGGAGAACCCAUACUGGAGAGAAGCCAUACAAAUGUGACAAAUGUGGCAAGGAUUUCAGUCGCAGUUCACUCCUUGCACAGCAUCAGACUAUUCAUACUGGAGAGAAAUCUUACAAAUGCAAUGACUGUGGCAUUGUCUUUCGUCACUAUUCAACCCUUUCACGUCAUGGGAAAAUUCAUACUGGGGAGAAACCUUACAAAUGUAAUGAAUGUGACAAGGUCUUUCGUCGCAAUGCACAUCUUGUACAACAUGAGAAAAUUCAUGGAGCGAAACUUUGCUAAGGUAAUUAAUGUGACUUCGUCUCCGAUGAUCAUACCUUGCAAAGUCUUGGAGAAUUCAUUUUGGAGAAAAAUCUUCCAUACGUAAUGAAUGGUUAAAACUUUUAACUUUCUUUGUUGGCUUUUACCAUCAAUGCAUCCAUAGUGAAGAGAGCUGUUACCAGUGUUAUGGAUGUGGCAAGGCCUUAAGGCAGAAGUCUGAUAGUCUUCACUGGAGGGUUUAUGCUAUAUGAGCCCUCACAUAUGUAAUGGAUGUGCCUGAUCUCUUAAUGUACACUCAGCCCUCAUAAGGCAUUAAGUAAUUUGUACUGGUGAGAAAUCUUACAGAUGAAGUAAGCAUGGCCAAUCCUUUAGUAUGUUUUCCCAGCUCUCCAGACAUUGGGUAAUCCAUAAUGGAGAGAAACCGCAUAAUUGUAAUGAAUGUGACAAGUUUUCCUGUCAAAGUUCACAUGUAUGUUACAGCAUUCAUACAUGGUAAACCUUACAAAUGCAAUGGCAUAACAAAUUCAUUCUUAUGAGUUGGUGCAUUAAUUGCCAUCAGAGAAUCCAGGGAAAUUUAUAAUUGCUUGUGAUUGAGCAGCAUUCCCCAUUUUUUUAAGAGGUUUUUU